Molecule: messenger RNA, 2348 nt
Organism: Solea solea (common sole)
Lineage: Eukaryota; Metazoa; Chordata; Actinopteri; Pleuronectiformes; Soleidae
Gene: rerglb
Product: RERG/RAS-like b
Exons: 5
Coding region: 229-849 (206 amino acids)
Molecular function (GO): GTPase activity; GTP binding
Source: RefSeq, a predicted model, not a curated record
AGAGAGAGAGAGUAAAAGAGAGCCUGGCACACGGACAAAGCGCUUGUCUCCCCUCCUUCUCCCAAUGUGAAACAGCCCUUUGAAGAGGAAGCGAGGAGGGCAGUCCUGUAUUCCCAUUCAGCCUGGACUCUAGUGAGCAUUUAGUGUGCUGACGCUAACCAAGACACCAGACCAGACACAACACAGUCAGAGUCAGAGAACCAGCUGAGGACCUCACAGAGCACAGGCAUGAACGACAUCAAGCUGGCUCUGCUGGGAAGUGAGGGGGCUGGGAAAUCAGCCGUCCUUGUGCGCUUCCUGACCAGGCGCUUCAUCGGUGAAUAUGCCUCCAAUACCAAUUCACUGUAUCAUAAAAGGCUGUCGAUUGAUGGCCGGCAGCUGAACCUGGAAGUCUUUGACCCUUGCUCUGAGCAGAGUUCGGAGGCCAGGUGCAUACUUGAGGAGCCGGUGGACUGGGCAGAUGGCUUUGUGGUCGUGUACAACAUCAGUGACCGCAGUUCCUUCAUCCACGCCAAGAACAUCCUGCUGCAGAUUCGGGAGGCGCGCAUGGACAACUGCAAAGGUGACGUGGAGGUUCCCGUGUGUCUGGUGGGCAACAAGCAGGACCUGUGCCACAUCCGGCAGGUAUGUGAGGACGAGGGCCGCUGCCUGGCACAGGAGAACCACUGCAACUUUCAGGAGGUGUCGGCGGCCGAGAGCUACCAAGACAUCGCCAACCUCUUCACACAGCUCAUCCGGCAGGUGAUGGAGCACCUGAAGUACAGAGCAGACCGACGCCGCUACAGCGGCUCCAAGUCCAUGGCUAAACUCAUCAACAACGUGUUUGGCAAGAGGAGGAAGUCAGUGUGACGGCUCCAGUGUUGACAGUAGAUGAUGAUGAGUUGCAGGGACACAGAGGCGGUGUGUAUGGACCCGGGAUUAACGGAACCAUAUAAUGUGCAAACUGUUGAGUAUGUGUUACAAACACCAACCCAGAAUGUUUACAUAGAAACUUGAUGUCAUUUACUUAAGGACCUUAAUACUUCCAACAGUGGUGCACAUGACCUUGAGGGCAGGCUCAAGAAAUAGUUUCAUGACAAAAAGGUCGAUUAUGAUACUCACAGAAUGUGUGUGUUUUUAGUGCUUUCUCUAACAAUUCUAUAUUCUUUUUUGAUAUCUUGCUUAUAUUUUUUUUUAAGUGGUCUAUAAAAUACACAUCUGGCACAUCUAUUUAGAGCUCUGAGUCAGACUGAGGUUCGGUUAUGUAAAGCUGUGCCAUUAUUAAACUAUACUGACUGUACGAAAAGAAUGAUAAAGGUGUAAAUGAUCCUGCCCAGGUGCCACGAGCCUGUGAGGAAAAUGUAAAUGAAGCACAGUCUGUACUUGUAGAAACAGGUCUAAUCAGACAACGAAAGUCAAACCACCUGAUUACCAUGCGUUGGACCUUUGGAAGGAAAAAUCUUCGGUUCGGACUCAAAUUGUUGUUUUCGGAUAAAUUAGAAUUAUGCAUGAUGUGAGCUCAAACUAAUAAGAGUCGUGAUUUAAAUCAGCAAUCAUCUGAUUAGCCAAAAGAGUCCAAGAAUGUAACCGCACAUUUGGUGCCAACUUUCAGAACUUAGUGACUUUUGAUAAAAAAACAACAACAACAACAACAACUCCUGACUCUAAGAGUAUCAGCUCUUUUCCAAACAUAAUGUCUUGCUGCUUUUAACGCUGUAGAUUUCACACAUGAAGUACAACUAUAAUUUGGACGCAUGCACAUCUGAGGACGCUGAGUGAACACGUCAACACGUCACAUUUAAACCUGGAUUGAAGCAUCCUGUGGCAAUUUGUAUCCUGCAGCUGCUCAACUGUUUUUCUAAAGAAUCCACAGAUACUGUUUGUCAGUUUAGACGAGAGGGAUGAAGUUUAUUGACUCUUUUAAGAACAUUGUGCUCAGAUAUUUUAUUAUACAAUAAUAAAGCAUGUUGAUACUAUGAUACUGCAAACGUGUUUGUUUAAACCCCCCCAUGCACAAUACAAGACCCACCAGCAUUUGUAUCCUUUUCUUUUGAUAGACUGUGUUUAUAUUAAUGUCAAAUGUAUUAAUUCCUGUAUGUAUUUGGCCUUUUAACAGAACACUACUAAGAGCUACCGUAACUAAUGCCAAUUAAGGUCAUGGACUCAUUCUUUGCUGAGCUAUUCUUCUUAAAUCCAGUUAUGUAAUCGACAUACUGUACAGAAUGUACCAGACAUUGUGUGGAAAAAAAAAGAAAAAGUAAUUCAAACAGUUUUUGUGCUUUUUUUAAUGGUGUUUUCCUCUCUUGUAAAUACUGUAAAAACACUGCUUGUUCCAGAGGAAAUUAAAAUUAAACGGUGUCUGAUAACAA